CCCACCAAGGCGCACAGUCCUCAGAGCUCCGCUCACUGGCCACACGUCCCAGCCAGCCUAGCGAUCCUGCCGCGCCUCCGGCUAAGACCUCACCAAAAUGCCAUCUCAAAUGGAACACGCCAUGGAAACCAUGAUGUUCACAUUUCACAAAUUUGCUGGGGAUAAAGGCUACUUAACAAAGGAGGACCUGAGAGUACUCAUGGAAAAGGAGUUCCCUGGAUUUUUGGAAAAUCAAAAAGACCCUCUGGCCGUAGACAAAAUAAUGAAAGACCUGGACCAAUGCCGAGAUGGCCGAGUGGGCUUCCAGAGCUUCUUUUCGCUUAUUGCGGGGCUCACCAUCGCGUGCAAUGACUAUUUUGUAGUACACAUGAAGCAGAAGGGAAAGAAGUAGGCAGCUGAGCUGCUACUUCACCCCUGAUAAAGAGUUCUCCCAAGGGUCACUUAAGGAAUCUCUGCCCCACAGCCUCCCCCUGUAUAACGAUUUCAUGAGCAGAUUGGGUCCCUUAGAAAAUGUACAAAUAAAAUCCCACCCGUUUGACAAGAGAAAGAAAAGCCAAUUAAAGCCAGAUAAGCUUUUGAUUUUUAUAUUGCUUGCAUCCUCUUGCCCUCAAUAAACACAUUUCUUUUUUAGUUCGUAA
Pteronotus mesoamericanus is the source of this 638-nucleotide messenger RNA. It is a transcript of the gene S100A10, whose product is annotated as S100 calcium binding protein A10. The coding region runs from base 98 to 391 and encodes 97 amino acids. Gene Ontology annotation, cellular component: cytoplasm. The record is from RefSeq and is a predicted model, not a curated record. The transcript is spliced from 3 exons. Lineage: Eukaryota; Metazoa; Chordata; Mammalia; Chiroptera; Mormoopidae. Gene Ontology annotation, molecular function: calcium ion binding; calcium-dependent protein binding.